AUGUCUUCCAGCAAUUCCAACACGGGUACCAACCGGCCCAAACAACCACCGUCUACGCAAACAACGAACACUUCCUCUACAAGUAUGAAACGAUCCAAUACAUCAACGAACGCAUCAUUGGCACAAUCAUCAAAUACAUCAUCGGGAAGUACCGGAAGCAAACUAUCAUCAGGAUUAAAUAGUGCUUGGAAUAUGGUCAAGAAGGGGAUUGAAGGUUCAUCCAGCUCUAGUAAUUCCUCUUCAUCACAAGCAUCAUCAUCAAAUAAUCAAAAUGCAGCCUCUGCUUCUUCGGGAGUCACAAUAUCGGUGGAAGAAUUUCAAGUAUUAAAUCAACAAAUACUGGAAUUAAAGAAAGCAAAAUACGAACAAAUGCAGCAAAUUAAAUCCUUUGAAAAACAAAUUGCUAAUGGAAAUGAAAUGAUGAAAUUGCAAAAUGAGCAAAUGGAAGCAUUAAAAUUAAAUUUAAAGAAUAUUUAUUUGGAAAAGGAACAAUUAGAGAAAGAAAAGGUCGAGUUGACGAAUCAACUCAAAGAUGCGCUAAAAAUCAAUCAAGAAAAGAAUGAUGAGGUAGAGAGACUGAAAAAUCAAAUUGAGCUUCAACAACAGACUAUUCAAACAUUGACCAUUAGUUACGAUCUCAUGAUAUCCAAUGUUAAAAGCGACUCGGAAAAGGAAAACGUAGAACCUAACAAUGAUAAUAUUGCCACAAGUGCCUCAUCCAGCAAAGAAAUUACCAACAUUACAGAGGAUCAACAGGUUCCUCCCACCGAAGAAGUUGCCAUUGCUGACAAUGAACAAAAGGAUCAAGUUUCAUCUCAAAACGAAGAUGGAACAGUAGCAACUUCAACUGAGCCAUCAUCACCUCAACAUCAUUUGGAUUUAAUCGCCAAAGAUAAGAGAAUAUCAGAAUUGGAAACUCUCAAUCAACAACUGAAUGUACAGGUGUCACAGCAGUCACACAAAAUUCAACAGUUACAACUAGUUCAACAACAAUUUUUGCAACAAACUCAACAACUACAACUGCAAAUUCAGAACCAUACAUUGACCAUUCAACAACACAAUCAAAAAGCACAAGAACAAGAAAAUCUUUUGAAAGAGGAGAAGAAUAUCACGUCACAACUAACAAAAGACCUUUCAGAUAUUAAGGAACAGCUGCGAAUGACCACAGAUGAACUUCUACAAGCCCGAUAUCAUUUACAGGUCCAAACAACACAACUUGUACAACAUGAAGAAAAAUCAAAGCAGCUGGAAAAAGAAAAGAGCAUUUUACAAGGACAACUGGAAGAGUGUAAAAUAGAGUUGGACAAUUGCAAGAUUGAUCUCACUACCGAACGAAACGACCAUCAAAAACAGAUUGAACAAUUCAAAAUUGAAAACGAUAUUUACAAACAUCAGCUUGAACAGUCCAGGAACGAGUACAAACAUGUUACCGCCGAGAUGGAACAAGUUCAAUCUCAAUCACAAGGAUGGAAGGAAAAAUUCACCAAAAAACAAGAAUUGGUUAUUGAUUUACAAAUGAAAAUUCAAGAAAAGAAGGAGCAAACUGAAAAAAUGAUGGCUCAAUUUGAAAAGGUAGAAUCCCAAUACAAGGAAAAAAUAGCUAAUUUAGACAAUCAAUUAUUUCAAGCCAAUCAAGCAAAAGAACAACUCAAGAAAGAAUGUCUUGAGCUUCAAAGAAGAAUUAAGCAUGAUUAUGAACCAUACCAGGAGAAGGGUAAAAUAUAUGACGAGACGAAAAAGCAAUUAGAUCAACUUAAAAAUGAUUAUUUGGAGUUGGAAAGAAAAUACGAUACGAUCAAAACAAAGAAUAUUGAUUUAAAUGUGAAAAAUAAUUCUCUGGAAGAACAAAUUGCAAAACACUCGGAAUAUAUUUCGAGUUUGGAACAACGAAACAAGGAACAACACCAAGAAAUCAAAACUCUGACCAAACUCAACGACAAACUCUAUCAAAAAUUCGAACAGUUGGAUCGAAAAUUUAUUUCAUUCUUUGUCAAUGACAUUUUCAACAAUCUUUGCACCACAGAUUUCAAGUCAAGAUAUGAAAAUGCACGCGAUACACUCUCUCAACUUUCACACCUUCAAGACGAAUAUGACGAAUUGAAACAAAAAUAUCAAGACGAGAAGCUCGAGCUCCAACUUCAACUGAAAAAAUUGAAAAAUCUCAAUACGGAUCUCAAGAAACAGCUCGAAGAAACACUCAGAGUGAAAAUUUCAACCCCUUCGACACCUCGUGAUUUGCAAGAGUAUGUCCAAUCGAAUCCAUCUCCCACCUCUCUUAACAGUGCAUCACCUCAAUUGGAGGAAGUACCCUCUGCUGAAACAGAAGCGCUGUUAAGUCAAUUACAGAGUGACAAUGCAGUGCUAUUGGAACGAAUUGGAGUUUUGCAACAAACGAAUUGGGAUUUGCAAGAGAAACUUCGACUCAUCAAUGACCGACAAAUUGCUCUAGUGGAUGACUUGGAAAAAAAGCAAUCGCUUUUGGAACACUUUUAUUCACAAAUACCACUUGGAAGAUUUACAUCACCAGAGCAAGAGAAUGUUAAUAGUAAGAGCUUGCUGUCUUCCUUCUUUUCGUCCUCAAACUCAUCAAAGAAGGAAGCAAGUCCUCACAAGGCCUCUCUUUCGAAUCAAGGAUUGGAUCCUAUUUCAUUAGAAGCCUAUCACCACAUGCAACAAGUCAUGCAAGAUACCCUUUUACACAACAUAACACUUCAAAAGCACAUUGAAAUGCUAGGAGAAGAAGUGGACAGGUUAUCUAAAAAACUGGUGAAUACAUCUAAGCCUUAA
Naegleria fowleri is the source of this 2787-nucleotide messenger RNA. RefSeq lists its product as uncharacterized. Gene Ontology annotation, biological process: vesicle cytoskeletal trafficking. Gene Ontology annotation, molecular function: small GTPase binding. The record is from RefSeq and is a predicted model, not a curated record. NCBI's taxonomy places the organism in Eukaryota, Heterolobosea, Eutetramitea, Acrasida, Naegleriidae. The transcript has a single exon. Gene Ontology annotation, cellular component: trans-Golgi network. Bases 1 to 2787 code for a protein of 928 amino acids.